CUCCGCUUUGUAAUUGUACAGAAGUCAUUUGACAGAGAAGAAACUGAUCGAUUCUUCGGGACCGCCUUUGAAGAAGAUCUUUCGACAAUGGUGGAUUUCGCUCGCGUACAGAAAGAGCUUGCGGAGUGUAACAGAGACAUGGAGAUUUCUGGAGUAAGCAUUAUGCUCCACGGUAACGGUAACGAACUUUCUCACCUCUCUGGAAACAUUACUGGCCCUGUCGCGACUCCUUAUGAAGGCGGAACUUUUCAAAUUGAUAUCAGAUUGCCGGAAGGGUACCCUUUUGAGCCUCCAAAGAUGCAAUUUGUGACGAAAGUUUGGCACCCAAACAUAAGCAGUCAAAAUGGAGCAAUAUGCUUGGAUAUCUUGAAGGAUCAAUGGAGCCCUGCACUCACUCUGAAAACUGCACUUCUUUCCUUGCAAGCAUUGCUAUCUGCCCCUGAACCUGAUGAUCCUCAAGAUGCGGUGGUAGCUCAACAGUAUCUUCGAGACUAUCAGACCUUUGUUGGAACAGCUCGCUAUUGGACUGAAACUUUUGCAAAGAGAUCAUCUAUUGGAAUUGAAGAAAAAGUACAGAAAUUGGUGGAGAUGGGCUUCCCGGAAACCUUGGUAAGGUCAACUUUGGAAGUUGUAGGUGGAGAUGAAAACAUGGCUCUGGAAAAGCUGUGUUCUGGCUAGAAUCGUCUUGCUGCGGCUUCCAUCAUCUUCUUCGCUCUCAUCAGCUUCUCUAUCUCAUUUAGCGUCUGAAAAUCAAUACAAAACAAGAAAGCCUUUGAUAAGCUGGUGUCAUUGAAGAUCUUGGUUACUGUUAUUGAAUCUCACAUUUACAGGAAUUGUGUUUCAUCA
Telopea speciosissima is the source of this 846-nucleotide messenger RNA. RefSeq names its product ubiquitin-conjugating enzyme E2 27-like. NCBI's taxonomy places the organism in Eukaryota, Viridiplantae, Streptophyta, Magnoliopsida, Proteales, Proteaceae. Gene Ontology annotation, cellular component: nucleus. Gene Ontology annotation, biological process: proteasome-mediated ubiquitin-dependent protein catabolic process; protein polyubiquitination. Gene Ontology annotation, molecular function: ubiquitin conjugating enzyme activity; protein binding. Bases 88 to 678 code for a protein of 196 amino acids. The transcript is spliced from 5 exons. The record is from RefSeq and is a predicted model, not a curated record.